ACAACCAGUCACGGAAUGUGUGCAAUCAGAACAGGUGGAAACCAGGGAGCCAUAUAUGAUUAUAAUCAUGUCGCUUGUGGCCAGCUUGAAAGAGCUUUUCCAGGCGCGAAACGGUGUUAGUUGGUGCAGCGAUGCGUCACAGGAAAUAACCCUGCUUAUACACCUCUUAGACGGAUGGUCUGGUCGCCGAUGGAUUGCAAGAUCGUCGAUCUUUUGGGGGAACUGGACAUCACAAACAAUCGAGCACUUCGGCCAACGAAACAUCAUCGCAAGUGUUGGACUUGUUCAAGGAAAUUCGGCCGCUAAAAGUGGACUGCCGCGGGGGACAAUUGUGAAGAAAACUCCCACCCGGUUUCCGCAUCCUGCUACAAAGUCAACACCAAAUCCGACUUCCUGCUUCUGCUCAUCAUCGACGAAGCCUGUCGGAGAUGGUGGUUUAUUCCAGUAUCCGGAAGUUGAGGGUGAUUGAUGAAGUGAGUUGGGCCCUUCCUGCAUACAGGAAGCAACCCAGACUUCCCGUCCUCAAUGCCAAUGGAUUUAAUUUAAUUACCAUUGGGGUUGUUAAAAGAAAAAUAUUCGCAAUGGUUUCGUGAAUAAAGAAUAAAGAAAAUAAUUGAAAAUA
This is a messenger RNA of Uranotaenia lowii, 622 nucleotides long. RefSeq lists its product as uncharacterized. The transcript has 2 exons. The record is from RefSeq and is a predicted model, not a curated record. Lineage: Eukaryota; Metazoa; Arthropoda; Insecta; Diptera; Culicidae. Bases 56 to 469 code for a protein of 137 amino acids.